AUGGUUAACGUACCAAAAACACGCCGUACAUUUUGUAAAGGUAAAAAUUGCAAAAAGCACACAUUACACAAAGUAUCGCAAUACAAAAAAGGCAAAGAUAGUGUUCAUGUUCAAGGUAAACGUCGGUACGAUAUGAAACAAAAAGGUUUUGGUGGUCAAAAGAAACCUGUGUUUCAUAAAAAAGCCAAAACAACAAAAAAAAUCGUACUGAGAAUGGAAUGUACCGAAUGUAAAUAUAAAAAACAAUUGCCUAUAAAACGAACAAAACACUUUGAAUUGGGUGCCGAAAAGAAGAAGAAGAAUGAAGUUAAAAAUUAUUAA
This is a messenger RNA of Didymodactylos carnosus, 321 nucleotides long. The record is from the annotation of a GenBank genome assembly. NCBI's taxonomy places the organism in Eukaryota, Metazoa, Rotifera, Eurotatoria, Philodinida, Philodinidae.